AUGAUGGAUAUUGCCCUUUUUCGAAACUCUACCCAACGACUAGGCCCGAGAGCUUCGUUGGAAGUGCAACUAGCUCUUUUCUCUGAUCUGUCGAUUGCAGCUAAUAGCCUCGGUCACUUGUGGGUGUGUCUGAGUCAAAUUUUGCGUUUUGUCGAUGACACAAAGCUCGGUGGAUCUGAUGUAAGUGAUAGCGCAAAGGCCGUCAACUGCCCACGACACCUGUUCGCUAUCCGCGACGGUGCAAUUCCGGCAAAACUCCCCAGAUGUGUAGCCAUUACCUUUGGCGCAGUUCUGCAUAAGCACACAAGUCUUCGGCUGCCGAUCGAUGUUGCUUUUGUGGGUCGCAUUAAUUUACAGCACCUAUCAAUGCUGUCGCCGCGACCUCAAGCACAUGGCCCCCCUCCCUCUCAGCGUUCCCGCCGCUUCUGCGAACACGCACGAUCAGUCAUCCUCGUCGCGCACGCCUCUGCCACUUACCGCACAUCUCAUCAUUCGGACGCUUGUGCACUUACUAGUUCGUCCGAACUCUAUUGA
Molecule: messenger RNA, 534 nt
Organism: Mesocestoides corti
Lineage: Eukaryota; Metazoa; Platyhelminthes; Cestoda; Cyclophyllidea; Mesocestoididae
Source: the annotation of a GenBank genome assembly